Messenger RNA from Phalacrocorax carbo (great cormorant), 884 nucleotides. NCBI's taxonomy places the organism in Eukaryota, Metazoa, Chordata, Aves, Suliformes, Phalacrocoracidae. The record is from RefSeq and is a predicted model, not a curated record.
GGGACGCGGCCCGGCCGGGCCCGGGGGUGGCGGCAGGCCUCAUGGCGGGCGGCGGGGCGGCGGGCGAGCUGCCGGCCCUCUACGCCUGGCUGGACACCCUGCCGCUCUCCCGGCCCCGCAGGAGCAUCGCCCGCGACUUCAGCGACGGGGUGCUGGCAGCCGAGGUGGUGAAAUUCUUCUUCCCCGCCAUGGUGCAGCUGCACAGCUACGUGCCCGCCAGCUCCACGCCGCAGAAGCUCGCCAACUGGGGGCACCUCAACAGGAAAGUGCUGAGUAAGCUGAAUUUCUCCAUCCCGAAUGACGUGAUCCGGCAGGUCGUGCAGUGCCGGCCGGGCGUGGUGGAGCAGGUGCUGCUCCUGCUGCGGCAGAAGAUCGAGGAGAAGCAGAAGCAGAGCAAGGUGGUGCCCGGCCCAGGCCAGGAGCCAGGUGUACGGGCAGUGCUGGAAGAGGUCAGCUACCUGGAGACGGGCUACUCAAAGGUGAAGAGUGGAGGCUGCACUCAGGAGUCUCCCAGGGCUGCCGGGGUGAAGAAGAGCCUCCGCAGCUGUGUCCAACCUCCCCUGGGGGAUGGCGCCGGCUCCCUGCAGCUGUUGGAGAGGGAUCAGGCUCUGCUCCUGGCGCAGGAGACCAUCCAGAUCCUGCAGCUGAAGGUGGGGAGGUUGGAGCAGCUGCUGCACCUCAAGAACAUGCGGAUAGACGACCUCAGCCGGCGUCUGCAGGAAGCCCAGCGCCAACAGCGGUGAGCGGACCCUCGCCCACCCGCAGCCCCUCACCCACUGCUGCCCCCCACCGCCUGCCCUACGUCUCCCUCCCGUGGGAGCUUCUCCUGAGCUGAAAGAGCCAUCCCAGUGCCUCGAGUUUAAUUAAAAAGCCGGGAUAUCGCU